This is a messenger RNA of Mercurialis annua (annual mercury), 845 nucleotides long. Its product is annotated as 60S ribosomal protein L9-like. The coding region runs from base 101 to 685 and encodes 194 amino acids. The transcript has 3 exons. Gene Ontology annotation, molecular function: rRNA binding; structural constituent of ribosome. The record is from RefSeq and is a predicted model, not a curated record. Gene Ontology annotation, cellular component: ribosome; cytosolic large ribosomal subunit. Lineage: Eukaryota; Viridiplantae; Streptophyta; Magnoliopsida; Malpighiales; Euphorbiaceae. Gene Ontology annotation, biological process: cytoplasmic translation.
GGCAUGUACAAUAUAAAUAAACAUCGAGUGGAGAGUUUAGGGUUUUAGUGGUGCAUAAGACUAACACAGGAGGCGGCGCGUAAGAGAAAAAAGAGAGAAAAUGAAGACUAUACUGUCAUCGGAGACGAUGGACAUUCCGGAGGGCGUUAAGAUAAAGGUGAACGCCAAGGUGAUAGAGGUGGAGGGGCCUCGGGGGAAGCUGAUCCGCAACUUCAAGCACCUCAACCUCGAUUUCCAGCUCAUCAAGGACGAAUCCACCGGCGACCGGAAGCUCAAGAUCGAGGCCUGGUUCGGCACCAGGAAGACCAGCGCUGCCAUCCGGACUGCCCUCAGCCACGUCGAGAAUCUCAUCACCGGCGUCACCAAAGGGUACCGAUAUAAGAUGAGAUUCGUCUACGCCCAUUUUCCCAUCAACGCCUCCAUCACCAAUUCCAACACCGCUAUUGAGAUCCGUAACUUUCUUGGCGAGAAGAAGGUAAGGAAAGUUGAUAUGUUGGAAGGUGUAACCGUGCUCCGGUCUGAGAAGGUUAAGGAUGAGCUUGUUUUGGACGGAAAUGAUAUCGAACUUGUUUCUCGCUCUUGUGCUCUCAUUAACCAGAAAUGCCAUGUGAAGAACAAGGACAUCAGGAAAUUCCUUGAUGGUAUCUAUGUCAGCGAGAAAGGAGCGAUUGUUGCAGAGGAAUGAGUUCUCUGCUUCCGCUUUUGAGUAUGCAUUUUUGGUUAUUGUUAUCAAGAUUUUUAUGUUAUGCUACUUCAGAUGUUUUCUACUUUGGUUUAGUGGAGUUAUACAGCUUAUUUUAACUGUUUGUCAUGGCAAUUUGAAAGAGAAUGUUAGGUUUUUAUAA